AUGAUGCAUGUACCAUUCGUAUUAGCAUGUGGCCAUUCUUUUUGCUAUGAUUGCUUGAACUCAUGGUUCGACAAUAAGCUAAACUGCCCUACAUGCCGUUUUGAGUUGGAACAGCCUCCUGUUCUCAAUAUAGUGCUCAAAGACAUCAGCAAAGUAAUUUCUGAUUUGAUAAUAGAUACUAUAGAUAACGCAGAUGGAAAAAGUAAGUUGAAAGAACAAAGAUCGGAAGCACUAAAGAACUUCGAAUAUGAUCAGAAGAAGAAUCACCUUUUCGGGGACGUUUUCAAGACAUCGGCAGUAACAUUAAUUGAUAGAUCGGAUGGGGUACCUAGAUGUGGAAAUUGUCAUUGGGAAGCCCAUGGAUCGGUAUGCUUACAUUGUGGUAUGCGAUUUCGCUCUGAAAGAUCUGAUUCCUAUUAUGAUUCAGAGGAUGGGGACGCAUACAAUGAAGACGAUGACGAAAUAAUGCUCUAUGGUAGAGACAACGACCACGAGGACAGAUAUGAUAGUGAAGACAGCUUUGUGGAUAAUAGAGGCAUUGAAGAGAUAAACGAUAGUGGUGAUUCGGGUCACCAUGAAUUGCUAUCUUCGUCAUCCUCGCAAUCGCCUGCAGAAGAGUUAGAGUGGCAAGGAUUCGAAAAUAAUGGCAAUACAGAAGAUGAUGACAGUAAUCAUGAAGGCCAUAGCUUAAUAGACUUUGAGUCUGGUGAUCUCCAGAGGGCCCUUGAUGAUUUCCAUGAUCAGCAUCUCGAUGAAUCUGAAUCUGAAAACGAAGAGCUUAGUGGACGAAGACGGCCCAGAAGGAUACCUAUCGAUGAUGACAGUGAUAGUUGA
This is a messenger RNA of Priceomyces carsonii, 834 nucleotides long. Its product is annotated as ubiquitin-protein ligase. The transcript has a single exon. The coding region runs from base 1 to 834 and encodes 277 amino acids. Lineage: Eukaryota; Fungi; Ascomycota; Pichiomycetes; Serinales; Debaryomycetaceae. The record is from RefSeq and is a predicted model, not a curated record.